UUGGAGGCAGUAUAUAUAGCACAGAGCAUUGACGACCCUCCCCCCCCAACCUUUUUACUGCAUAUCAUGUAUAAAUAGACAAGGCUUGAUGUGCAUCUGAUGGAUUAAUGGGUCCUGUGACCUCGAAGGGUUGUCUGGUCUUGGUUUAGGAAUCACUGGUUAAAACAACGUGCUUUUGUUUCUAAUGAUGGUGGAGCCAGGGCAAGAUUUACUGCUUGCUGCUUUGAGUGAGUGUGGAAUUAGUCCAAAUGACCUCUUUGAUAUUGAUGGUGGAGAUGCGGGGCUUGCAACUCCAACACCUACCCCUUCGGUUCACCAGUCAGUGCCACUUAGUACGUUAGAACUAGGUUUGGAGACUGAAGCAGCAGUUCCUGUUAAACAAGAACCAGAGACGGCACCUACUCCAGCGCUGCUAAACGUCAGGCAACAGCCUCCAUCGACCACAACAUUUGUGCUGAAUCAAAUAAAUCAACUUCCGACUUUGGGAUCUACAAUUGUAAUGACUAAAACACCACCUGUAACAACAAACAGGCAAACCAUCACUUUAACAAAGUUUAUCCAGACCACUGCAAACACACGCCCCACGGUCUCAGCACCAGUAGUACGGAAUGCCAUGACCCCCGCGCCUUCAAAGGACCAGGUUCAACUGAAGGACCUUCUGAAAAAUAAUAGUCUGAAUGAACUCAUGAAGUUAAAGCCACCGGCCAAUAUUGCACAGCCAGUCGCAACAGCAGCUACUGAUGUAAGCAAUGGUACAAUAAAAAAAGAGUCUUCUAACAAAGAAGUAGCAAGAAUAUGGAUAAAUGACAUGAAAAUGAGGAGUUUUUCCCCAACCAUGAAGGUUCCUGUUGUAAAAGAGGAAGAUGAACCGGAGGAAGAAGACGAGGAAGAAAUGGGUCACGCAGAAACUUAUGCAGAGUAUAUGCCGAUAAAGUUAAAAAUUGGGCUACGUCACCCAGAUGCUGUGGUGGAAACUAGUUCUUUAUCCAGUGUUACUCCUCCUGACGUUUGGUACAAAGCCUCCAUUUCUGAAGAAACCAUUGACAAUGGCUGGUUAUCAGCAUUACAGCUUGAAGCAAUUACAUACGCAGCCCAGCAACAUGAAACAUUCCUACCUAAUGGAGAUCGUGCUGGCUUCUUAAUAGGUGAUGGUGCUGGUGUAGGAAAAGGGAGGACGAUAGCAGGAAUCAUCUAUGAGAAUUAUUUGUUGAGUAGGAAAAGAGCAUUGUGGUUCAGUGUUUCAAAUGAUUUAAAGUACGAUGCUGAAAGAGAUUUGAGGGACAUUGGAGCAAAAAACAUUUUGGUCCAUUCAUUAAAUAAGUUUAAGUAUGGAAAAAUUUCUUCCAAACAUAACGGGAGCGUGAAAAAGGGUGUUAUUUUUGCUACCUAUUCUUCUCUUAUUGGUGAGAGUCAGUCCGGUGGUAAAUAUAAAACGAGGUUAAAACAGCUUCUGCAUUGGUGUGGCGAUGACUUUGACGGAGUGAUAGUGUUUGAUGAAUGUCAUAAAGCAAAAAACUUAUGUCCUGUUGGUUCUUCAAAGCCAACCAAGACAGGCUUAGCCGUUUUAGAGCUUCAGAACAAAUUGCCAAAAGCAAGAGUUGUUUAUGCUAGUGCCACUGGUGCUUCUGAACCACGAAAUAUGGCCUAUAUGAACCGUCUUGGAAUAUGGGGUGAAGGAACUCCAUUUAGAGAAUUCAGUGAUUUUAUUCAAGCAGUGGAACGGAGAGGUGUUGGUGCCAUGGAAAUAGUUGCUAUGGAUAUGAAGCUUAGAGGAAUGUACAUUGCUCGACAGCUGAGCUUUACUGGAGUGACCUUCAAAAUUGAGGAAGUUCUUCUUUCUCAGAGCUAUGUAAAAAUGUAUAACAAAGCAGUCAAGCUGUGGGUCAUUGCCAGAGAGCGGUUCCAGCAAGCUGCGGAUCUGAUUGAUGCUGAGCAGCGAAUGAAGAAAUCCAUGUGGGGCCAGUUCUGGUCUGCUCACCAGAGGUUUUUCAAAUACUUGUGCAUAGCAUCCAAAGUUAAGAGGGUUGUGCAGCUAGCUAGAGAAGAAAUCAAGAAUGGAAAAUGUGUUGUAAUUGGUCUGCAGUCUACAGGAGAAGCCAGAACCUUAGAAGCCUUGGAAGAGGGCGGAGGAGAACUGAAUGAUUUUGUUUCAACCGCCAAAGGAGUGUUGCAGUCACUCAUUGAAAAGCACUUCCCUGCUCCAGACAGGAAAAAGCUUUAUAGUUUGCUGGGAAUCGAUUUGACAGCUCCAAGUAACAACAGUUCACCAAGAGAUAGUCCUUGUAAAGAAAACAAAAUGAAGAAGCGAAAAGGUGAAGAAAUAACUCGAGAAGCCAAAAAAGCACGAAAAGUAGGUGGCCUUACUGGUAGCAGUUCUGAUGACAGUGAGAGUGAGUCUGAUGCCUCUGACAACGAGGAGAGUGACUACGAGAGCUCUAAAAACAUGAGUUCCGGUGACGAUGACGACUUCAACCCAUUCAGAGAAGAAUCCAGCGAGGGCGACGAAGACGAUCCUUGGUUAAUCAGAAAAGAUCACAAGAAGAACAAAGAUAGAAAAAAAAAGAAAAGUAUAGAUCCAGAUUCUAUUCAAAGUGCCUUAUUAGCAUCAGGUCUUGGAUCAAAACGACCUAGUUUUUCGUCUACACCAGUUAUUUCGCCGGCUCCUAACAGUGCACCAGCUAACAGUAACACCAACAGUAACAGUAGCCUUAUAACAAGUCAGGAUGCCGUGGAAAGAGCCCAGCAGAUGAAGAAAGACCUACUUGAUAAGCUAGAAAAACUGGCUGAAGACCUCCCUCCUAACACCCUGGACGAACUUAUUGACGAGCUUGGUGGCCCUGAGAAUGUUGCUGAGAUGACUGGCCGCAAGGGGAGGGUUGUAAGUAAUGAUGAUGGGAGCAUAUCUUAUGAGUCAAGAUCUGAACUUGACGUCCCUGUGGAGAUACUAAAUAUCACGGAAAAACAAAGAUUUAUGGAUGGAGAUAAGAAUAUCGCCAUCAUUUCAGAAGCUGCCAGCUCAGGUAUUUCAUUACAAGCAGAUCGGAGAGCCAAAAAUCAGAGGCGACGAGUUCACAUGACUUUGGAGCUGCCCUGGAGUGCUGAUAGAGCCAUUCAGCAAUUUGGACGAACUCAUAGAUCAAACCAAGUUACUGCUCCCGAAUAUGUCUUUCUGAUUUCGGAAUUGGCAGGAGAACAAAGAUUUGCAUCUAUUGUUGCUAAAAGACUUGAGAGUUUGGGAGCACUAACACAUGGUGACAGAAGAGCAACAGAAUCCAGAGAUCUGAGCAGGUUCAACUUUGACAAUAAGUAUGGAAGAAAUGCAUUAGAAAUUGUCAUGAAAUCCAUUGUAAACCUAGAUUCUCCGAUGGUAUCACCACCUCCAGACUAUCCUGGAGAAUUCUUUAAAGAUGUUCGACAAGGACUGAUAGGAGUUGGCCUGAUAAAUGUAGAAGACCGCUCAGGCAUUCUCACUCUGGAUAAAGAUUAUAACAACAUAGGGAAAUUCUUAAAUAGAAUUUUGGGCAUGGAGGUGCAUCAACAGAAUGCAUUAUUUCAGUAUUUUGCGGACACUCUCACUGCAGUUGUUCAAAAUGCAAAAAAAAAUGGAAGAUAUGAUAUGGGAAUCUUAGAUCUUGGUUCUGGAGAUGAAAAAGUGAGGAAAAGUGAUGUUAAGAAGUUUUUGACUCCUGGAUAUUCAACUUCAGGUCAUGUAGAGUUAUACACAAUAAGUGUAGAGAGGGGAAUGUCCUGGGAGGAAGCUACCAAGAUUUGGGCUGAGCUGACAGGACCUGAUGAUGGCUUUUACUUGUCAUUGCAGAUAAGGAACAACAAGAAGACAGCCAUCUUAGUUAAAGAAGUGAACCCAAAAAAGAAGCUCUUCUUGGUUUAUAGACCAAAUACUGGGAAACAGCUCAAAUUAGAAAUUUAUGCUGAUCUAAAGAAGAAAUAUAAAAAGGUAGUUUCGGAUGAUGCCCUGGUUCACUGGUUAGAUCAGUAUAAUUCAUCUGCAGACACUUGCACUCAUGCGUAUUGGCGCGGCAAUUGCAAAAAAGCAAGCUUGGGAUUAGUUUGUGAAAUAGGUCUUCGUUGCCGCACGUAUUAUGUAUUAUGUGGCUCAGUACUGAGCGUCUGGACAAAAGUUGAGGGUGUUUUAGCAUCUGUCAGUGGCACAAACGUGAAAAUGCAGAUAGUUCGGCUAAGAACAGAGGAUGGACAGCGGAUUGUAGGUUUGAUCAUCCCUGCAAAUUGUGUGGCUCCUCUUGUAAAUCUCCUGUCAACUUCAGACCAGUCCCAGCAGCUCGCGGUCCAACAGAAACAGCUCUGGCAGCAGCGCCACCCCCAGAGCAUCGCCAGCCUGAGCAACGCGUGAGAGCAGACAGGUCCCAGCGUGGCUGCUUCUGAAACGCUGUCACAGCGUGUCGUUUGCAUAAAAAUCAGGGACAGUUUCCAAAGAAUUAUACUUUUUUUCAGUUGUGCUCUCUCUAGUUAAUUUUUUGGGGGAAUAAGGACAAACCUGGAAUAGAUAGCAAAACUGAAAUCAACGUGCCGAUGGUGGCGCACGCCUUCUUCUGUUCAGCCGCGGUCCUCCCGCAUGCUUCUGCUGGGGCAGAGGGUGUGUGCGUGCGUGUGUCCGUCUGUCUGUCUGUCUGAGUUUGUUAAAGGCCACGAACCACAGUUGGUUUAAAAAGGCUUGGAACUUCCCUUACUGGCUUUCCUUAAUGUUCCACAGUGCUCAGGGUUACCGCAGGACACCCAUGCUCUUGCUGAGGGAGUUAUCCCCAGAUGCAUGUGUUUUGGGUCUAUAAAUAUAGAAAAUAUAUAUUGGUUUCUUUUCCAACUUACUAAACACUAGGUUUAUUAAAGCAUGAAAUGAAAGGUUGCACAUCACACAUUCAGGUUCUUUUCUAGUUUCUGUUCUGACAGUGCAUGUCUUUUGAAAGCAUGCGUAAACAAGAUUAAAAGAUGUCACGUGACAGAGAGAAACAUUUGUAGGUGUGUAGCAUCGGUCACUGCAGUUUUACCAUGUUUAUACCUGGUUAUUGCUUCUAACCCUGUGACCCCUUCCUCCCCAGCCCCAUUCUCCCUGCCCCAGGUUUCUUGUUAAGGUGAUAAGUACAGACAUUUUCUUUGUGAUAAAACUCUUAAAAAGUUAAUUUUAAUGUAUUAAUAGUAUUCCUAAUGAGUGCUGCAAAAACGGCUAUAAGCCCGCUUUUCUCAAAAUUCCAUUUUCCUUAACUUAAGAUAGUUUUAGAAAGAAGUACAAAUCAGCUUCCAUUUUGCAAACCAUCUUUUUUUACUUAUUAUCUUACUAUGUUGGUCACUCAUAAAAAAGGAAACCGUACUUGAGCUGUAAAGUAGACAGUGAGGAAACACUUGAGGCUUCUGCUGUGUUUAUUUCUUGUUAUUGUUGUUACCCAGUAACUUGAAUAUUGUUUAAUGUGUUGUAAGACAUUGUAGAGUUUAUCUCAAGCUGUUAAAAAUGGUAAUGUACAAAUGUGAAUAGACACUUAUCUAUAAUAUGGAUAAGUUUCGUUUCGCCUAUAAUAGAUGUUUUAUAAAAACAAGUGAGGGGACAAUUGGUCUUUUUGUUUCCCUUUUUUUUUUUUCUUGCACAGGUUGCACUAUUAAAACAUUGAGAUUGUAUAAACCUGGUCGAAAGCUGCAGGAUACACCAUCUUGCAGAUGUGAAAUAAAAGUUGUUAUCCUAACCAGCAGUGGACUCUUGUUUAGGCCCUCACCACCUGCAGGCGCAGUCCGAUGGGUUCUGCAGAGCUCCGAGGGUGCUCAGCACGUUCUGGCUUAACACCCACCCUCCAGGUGAGACAGUGCUGAGGAAGGGGUGAGCCCGCUAGUGCCUCUGAACGCUUCUCCAGUUGCAUUGCUUUCCUGUGCUACUUUAGACCUCUCAGAAUCAGGUGAGGUGGAUGAGAAGGGAUGAAAAGCUGGGCUUUUGUCUUUGUUUCUUUCCAGUCAUGUCUAGUUCCGUUGUGUCAGGUUUACCACAGGUUGGCUUUCUUUGGAUUCAUUCAUUCCUGAUGCGUAAAAGAACAGAUGGAGAAAGACUUCUGUUCUCUGGCACGGUUUGCCCAGUGGGUGCGACUUUCAUCUCCAGUGUAGUCCUCCAUCUCAGGCAGUGGUCCACGUGAAUGUCUGCCAGUGUCCCUUGUGGCGGCUGCUCGACCCAGCUGGCAGCCAAGAGCAGAAUUGUUCCACCUGCAAGAGUGCUCCCAGGUGUCCGUUUUUAAACCAGCGGCUCAGUCAGCUCUGCGCACAUGCUAAGGUGAAGUAGAGCUGAGUUCAGGAAGCUUAACGAACUGCCCACGCCAGUGAGGCAACUGCAUGGCUGGGCAGGAAGACAGACUCUCAGAGGCUGUUGGCCAACUUCCCUUUUGUGCACAUGGGGGUCUUGAGAAGGUGAUGGUGUUUUCCAGGCAGCGUCUUUAUGAGGAUUCUUUAGCCUGCAAUUAGUUGACCCCCACAGUUUACGAUGUAAUGUUUGCUCUUGGAAUAGCUACCUGAUGCAAAGGGGUGUAGGUGGAUGUUAUGUUUUUGGUAGAACAGCUUUGUUUUGCUUUUUAAAAAUAAGGUCCAAUAAUAAGGCCUCUGAAUACUCUUAUUAGACCUCAAAAAGUCACCUUUUCAUAAAAAGUGGAUGGGGAACUGAGGUGCCCUGUGCUCCUGCCCUGCAUGGGGUGGUGUGCCAGAGCCUGCUUCCCAUCCCCCUUCCUGGAGGAGAGCAUAUGACCUUUACACUGUGCCCUUAGCCAAGUCAGCAAGUUCAGGUUGGCCAACAUGGGGAACCCAGCAUUCAAGGUCCUCCUCUGUCAGAAAACCAGGUCUCAGCAACAGCUGGCUUCCUUAAAGCAGGCCUACGUAUUUCAGGCUCUGAGUGCCUCGUCUGAACCCAGGGGCUCUGCUGAACCCCAUGGGAGUCCGUUUGGCCUCUGCAACGCCUUCUCUCCCGUUUAGCAAUACGGCUCUGAGCACAAAGAUUUGAUUGUAAGUACGUUAGUUUAUUCAGAGUUUACAGUGUCCAGAGCUGCUCAGAUGGUACCUCAGGGGAAUUGGUGUUCCCCUGAUUUAGCAACCUUUGCACCACAAGGUCUGUCAGCAGUUUAGUGGGUUAUCCAGAUAGGCGUCAACAGUGUGAAUUCCUAAAGGUAUACACAAAGCACUUCUUUAAACACAAGUUGAUCAAAAAGUAAAUAUCUUAAGCAGUUUUUCCUCUUUGCUGCUAAGUUGCAGAUACCUUCAUCAAUGUCUUUGCACCCCUUGUAUAUAAGUUAGCAAGAUCUUGUGUCCAAAGCAAUGUAGCAGUGUGUGUGUGUGUGUGUGUGUGUGUGUGUGUGUGUAUUUAUUGCAGUCCAGCUACUUAGCACUCCAGAAACCUUGUUGCAGCAAUACACCUUUUAGUUUUAUUUUGCCUCAUCUGUAAAGGUAAAAGGUACAGAUUUCCAAACUCCUGGGAAAUAUAGUAUUUUAGAGGCAGAGUUUUCUGGCUUGAGCCCUUGGGCAUGUGUGUGCUAAUGGCUAUAGGAGGCUGUUACCCGCAGCAGGCUUGACAGGACUGGGCACCAGGUCAGCAUUUAUAGUGUUGUGACGGGAUCCCUUUCCCUCUGCCUCCACUUUCCAGUUUAGCAGGAGGGAAAGAGCAGUAGACUAGAAAUAAUAAAUGCGUCUCAACUUAAAAAAGUAGGAGCAGAGGCCAGGUAUUUUCCCUUUGGGUCCUUUUCUCAAUACGAGAUUUAAGAGGAAGGUCCCGAUCUAAACACCUUCAUUUUGAAAACAGGCUCGAGUGAUAUUUGAUAGUUCCUACGAAGGGUGCUUCAUGAGAGCCCUGUUGGGCUGGGAUCCAUUUAGCCUAUGUCCUUAGCUCAGGCUUCAAGGUAAGAAUUGGCAGCCACUCUACUUGUCAACGACCCUCCCUGUGCCUGGGGUCUCCCUGGUAGCACCACAUCCGUGCACACACACCGUGCACACUUGGCUGCUCAUAGUCCGUGCAGCUCAGUCCACACAGCUCCCAGUCCAUGCCUGCCGCUGUGAGCAGAGACCAUGCGCAUCAGUUUCCCCAUGGCUGCCAGUGCCGCCGCACAGGUGCACGGGCGGGCAGGACGUACCUGUGGGUCCUGCAGCUCAGGAUGGCAGUCCUUUCUCUGAGCCCUUGCCGCCGAAUCCACAACCCACCUUCUCAUUUAUGCUGUACUUAUAUAUAUGUACAUAAGUGUGUAUGUAUAGCAAUGUCGACUUUUGAAUUCUGAAUGUAAAUAUUUCAUGUAAAUCGGGACCCCCUACCAACUGGUUUCCCCCCUUUCCUGCCUCCCUUUGAUCCUAUUUAUUCUUUUCUUUAUUUCCCAUACUGGGCAUCUUAUAAUUUUUUUUUCUUUUAAUGUAGAAAAGUAUGAAAACUUCUUAGUUGACUUUACUUGACAUAUUUUAGAAUUCAGUUUUACAUCUUUGCUAUGAUUCCAAUGUGUGUUUUGUGUUAAUAUUUUUCAAUAUGCCUGUUUUGCGUUUUUAUUACAAAUUUUUACUGUGUGCAAUGCAUUGUAUUGGGGGGGUGUACUUGAGUGCAAUUUCUGAUACUGUCAUUAUAUGACUCGUUAUGCUCAUUUAUGUUGCUCUUUGGAAGCUAUAGUGAGCCUGAUAUUUUCACAUUAAAAAAGAAAAUUCUUCCCAGGACUUCUUUCAAGCUCCUCUAACUUCUUCAGUGCAUUGGGGAUCAAACGUAGUUCUUUAGUAAACCCCCUUGUUCCCAGCCUUGCAAUUUUUCAACUCUUCAGAUCUGCACUAAAUUCCACAUCUGCAGCUCUUCCAGCUGGGAGAAAGAUCCUGCAGAUCCGAACAGUGAGCUAUGUCCUCUGCUGCUGCAAAUUCCUGUGCUUCUCCAAGACGCCAGGCCUGUCCUUCUGACCUGUGAGUGAUCAUCAGAAAUGUCCUGUGCAGUGAGCACAGGUGAUCUGCUUCUGCCCUCUCCUGUUGGAGAGGUGUAGCAGACAGGGAGACGGGUGACACUGGGCAGGGUACUUGAAGGAGUAGCUAGCUGUCCUCCCAAAGAGCAACAGCACUGCUGUGGAGGCUCCACGAGCCUUCAUCUCAUGGGUGGGUUCUGUGCUGAGAGUAAAGCAGGCAGUUAGCUGAGAAAGGACUCGCCGUAGGGCCCCUGAGCUGUCACUGGCGUUGUACUGGUAACUGCUCCUGACUGAAUCCGCCACCCCCAGGGCUGAGCUGGACCGAGGCUUCUUACGGUCAGUGUUGCCAGCAGGGAGAUCCAGGGUGGCUCCUGAACCCACGUGGUGGGGAUUGUCACCUGAGAGGCAAGCAUUGCUGUUGCAUGCACAGAUUCUGCACCUUGAAGGAAAUGUUUCUCUAACUUUCAGGGAAGAUUGCCGAGAGCAUAUUUUGGGCCUUUCAUUCGCGAACGCGUUUCAUGCAUUACUGUGGAACUUGGUAGAUUUGCUGAAAAUUUCACAGUUGUCUGAGCCGACUAGGUCAUGGAGUGGGGCCUGUCCGAGAAGCGCGGGCAUGAACCCCCUUCCACCCCCGCCGGCUGGCUGACCCUCCUUGCAGCAGCAGCCACAUCCUCUGCAGCAACCUGGCAGGGCACAGGCCAGCCCAGACCGUCCCUUUAGUGUA
Molecule: messenger RNA, 9633 nt
Organism: Molossus molossus (Pallas's mastiff bat)
Lineage: Eukaryota; Metazoa; Chordata; Mammalia; Chiroptera; Molossidae
Gene: SBNO1
Product: strawberry notch homolog 1
Exons: 33
Coding region: 185-4369 (1394 amino acids)
Biological process (GO): regulation of DNA-templated transcription
Cellular component (GO): nucleus
Molecular function (GO): histone binding; chromatin DNA binding
Source: RefSeq, a predicted model, not a curated record